UUCAAUGGGUCAAAUGUUCCACAUCCAGCCCUCCUGUGGUAAGUACGGCUGAGGAAAUGCACCUGUCAUGGAAAAUGUGGAGAGGCGCUCCUGCCCGGCGGCUGCAAACUUUUCUUAUCUUCCGGUACUCGGGACUCCUCCAGCGCACAAAGUCAACAGGUUUUUGGAGACAGGAGGCAAAAGAAGAAGCCAAGUGGGAAAGGCAGGGCUCUGCUGCACACAAAGACCGAGAUCUUUUCGAUGCCAGUUAACCUGCGCUGAGGGUUCAUGGUCAAAGGCACGAUGCCCGAGGUCGCUGACAUGAUCAACCUGGGCUUCCUGUCUGACUCUGAGCGGGACCUGAUCCUGGAGGUGCUGCAGCGGGACGAGGAGCUGAGACAGGCUGAGGAGCAGCGUGUGCGGAGUUUGAAGACAGAGUUGCUGGAUGUGAAGAGGAGGGGGGCCAAACGUGGCAGUGGAAGAUACAGCGAUCGUAGUUGUGGCAGAUGUCAGCAGCCUCUGAGUCGACUGACUGUUUUCUCCAGCCAGUGUAAGAUUUGUAACCACCAUGUGUGCAACAACUGCCGAACAGUCCUCCCCGAAGGAUCCUGGCUGUGCAACGUGUGCGCCAAAGAGUCGGAUCUAAAGAAAAGGACAGGUGACUGGUUCUACGAUCAAAGGAUCAACCGGUUCUCCAUGACGCCUGGACACGACCUCGUGAGAGCCUCCCUGAAAAAGAAACCUCAGGGGAAGAAGCGUGAGACAACGGGAGAAAUUCUGUUGAGAAGUACUGAAAUAAAACCAGAUCCUCCUGUUCCUGUGCCACGGGUCAAGCAGACAACUCAGAUAACAGAUGACAAAGGUCCUUUAAACGAGAAUUCAGGAUCGAUUGCGUCAAAGGAAUCAUUUGAAUCAAAGGAGGAAGUUUGGUCAAAGUCAACACACAGUGACUCAGAGUCUGCAGAGAACAACAGUAUAAGUAGCAGUAAAACAGGCACAGUGUCCGGCCAUGUGACCCCUGAGCAACAAAGGAGAGAGAACCCUUCAGUUCCUUCCAGCCCAGCAGGGUCCACUGUUUCCAGUCUGAACGCUCCAGUCAAAGUAGAUACCUUUAGCGUUGACAGCGCCAACUUGAAAGCUAAAGAUGCCACAGAAGUAAAACAUGUCAGCCCGAGCCCGGAGAUGGAUGUCGAUAGACUCUUCAAGAAGAGCAUCAAACGAGACCCAAAACCUCCUGACUUUGUAUCGACACUGGACCUGCGUGAUGGACUUGACACAACAGAGACCUCGAUGGGCAACAGGAGCCGGUCUGUACCGUUCCUAGACAAACCGGAAGAUGGAGAGGAGGAGGAAGAUAUUGACAGCUUGGUUAGCUUUCAUAAAAGGACAAUGGCGUCAAGCUCCUACAGCCUGCAUGGCUCAAAGAGCACACUGGGCAGCAUGAUGAGCAUUUACAGCGAAGCAGGAGACUUUGACAGUGUGGAAGUGAGCGGAGACCUCGUCUUCUCUUUGAGCUACGACGAACACACCCAGAGCCUCCACGUCCUCAUCAAGGAGUGCCACGGGCUGGCCUACGGCGACGCCUCCAAGCAGCAUUCCCACCCUUACGUCAAAUGUUAUCUGCUCCCUGACAAAUCUCGCCAAAGCAAAAGGAAGACCAGCAUCAAGAGAAACACGGUCAAUCCUGUCUACAAUGAAACACUGAAGUACUCGAUCAGCCGCACUCAGCUGUUCACCCGCUCCAUCUUGAUAUCGGUCUGGCAUUACGGUCGGUUCAGCCGCAACGCCUUCCUUGGAGAGGUGGAGAUCGCUCUGGACACCCGAGACCUCGAUUCCCCGGACACGGACCGGGUGGUUCUCAUGGGGAAGUCAGCCUCUGGUGUGCAUGCUUCAGCUUUUGCUCAGUACAAAGGAGAGUUGGUGAUCUCCUUGAAGUUUGUCCCACCUAAAAAGCCAACAACCGAGAAAAGCAAAGGCAAAAAGUCUGUGACUGCUGGAGGAGAACUGCAUGUCCUUAUUAAAGAGGCAAAGAAUUUAAUUGCGAUGAAACCAGGAGACACCUCAGAUAGCUUUGUAAAAGGGUACUUGUUCCCAACUAAGGCAAAGACCACAAAGAGGAAGACUCCAGUUGUGAAGAAGAACCUGAACCCCCACUACCACCACACGUUUGUGUACAAGGAGCUGACUCUGGAGCAGCUGCAGGAGAUGUAUCUGGAGCUGACCGUGUGGGACCGAGAGGCCAUGUUGAGCAACGAAUUUCUGGGAGGAGUUCGUCUGGGCUCAAUAAAAGGCUCUGUAAAAACAGGGAAAGUGGAAGUGGAAAUGGACUCGGUUGGAGAGGAAGUCAGUCUGUGGGAGAAGAUGAUGCAGUACCCGGACUCGUGGGCAGAGGGCACUCUUCCACUGCGCUCCACUAUGGUGAAGGGCAAAUGAGAAUAGCACACAGGCCUGCAACCUCGAAAGGAAACCAGAGACUAAAAGGAGGAGAAGCUGUGGGGUCUGUGACAAAUAUGAGAUUGUGGAUUAUUAUAUUUUGGCCAUUUAAUCAGACGAGUAGCUUUUCUACUGAAGGAAACCUGCACACUGGUUGGCUGUUUGCAGACACACAGCUCACUGGCCGGCUGAACAUCUGCCUCCCUGUAUGGGGUUUAUCUUUAACACUGUCCCCCCGACUGAAGGCAGGUGUAACUGUUGGAAAUGUGCCAAAACAUCACAACACUAAACGUUGGAUUAAUUUUAAGAGCACUUAAACAGUCAUUUUAUGUUUUUAAAAUUCAGGCUGCAUGUAUUAUUGCAAUUUAAAUACAUGCACGAAACUAAUGACAGAAAAAGUGUUGUAAUGCGUCACCUUAUUAUUCUGUACAGAAUUACACAGAUACGUGGGAAACAAGUAAUUUUAAACUGGUAUUAUACAACACAUUAUAUUUAUAUUAGUUGCAUGAAAAGCCUUAUUUUAAUUGAUUAAAUUUGUCUAUUUGCUGAUUUUAUAUGUAGAUAUUUAAAUUUUAACUAUGUGUGAUCAGUCUUGUUUACCUCAAGGUUGCCGUGAAUAUUCUGAUCACCCAAUAAAAAAUGUACCAAACCCAAAGAUGUGCUUGCUCGUCCUAUCCAUCUGGAUUCAUA
Molecule: messenger RNA, 3102 nt
Organism: Anoplopoma fimbria (sablefish)
Lineage: Eukaryota; Metazoa; Chordata; Actinopteri; Perciformes; Anoplopomatidae
Gene: sytl4
Product: synaptotagmin-like 4
Exons: 17
Coding region: 268-2412 (714 amino acids)
Biological process (GO): exocytosis; intracellular protein transport
Cellular component (GO): plasma membrane; exocytic vesicle
Molecular function (GO): small GTPase binding; neurexin family protein binding
Source: RefSeq, a predicted model, not a curated record